AGCCGUCCCUAUAACAUUGUCGACGGCAACUUGAACGGCGGGCAACAGCACUACAAGCACCAAAUACCUGACUUCCAAAAGACAUAAUAAUAAGAUUUGGCUGCUCCGCUCUUCGGCUGCUCCCGCCCCUCUUCUCUCCCACUGCCACUGCACUCGCUGCCCUCAAUUCAAUCAACACUGCACUGCAAUCAAUGCUUCACUACUAUAGAUACACUCGACUUGCUCUGCUCUUCGACCGCUUGAGGCUCUCAUCCCCAGUUUUCAAUAAACCCAGAUCACCCACUAUCAUCAGAAAAGCAGUCCCCUAGGUCUUUUCUAGACCCUUGCCCGUCUGCACCCCAUUCAUUAUUGUUGAUAUCGCCAACCAGUGACAUUAUUGUCCUUGUUGAGCUGUCCCAUCCGCUUCAGACGUUCAGCCCGAUCCUCAGGAUCAGGCUCCAAACCUUGAAACUCUGGCGGCGCAUCUAAGGUCCGCCGCCAACCUGGCCGAGUCCCCAACGGAAGACAUGGUCAACAAUCUGGUCGACCACGUCUUUGGCUAUAGUCUUGCGGAUCCCGAGCACCCAUGGAACCAGAGAGGAUACAAAGCGCACCUCGCCAAAGAACCCAGGAGCCCAUCAGAAGACCCCUACGGCGAAAAAGCCUAUCAACGAGCUUUCGCAGAGGAUAUAUCUCGGAGGAAACCAUUCGUUCCCUGUCCUGCCUAUUAUGUUAAUUCCCCCAGUGCCAUGGAGUGCCAAAGCCACAGAGAUAGAGAGUUGUUUGCUCCUCGGGAAUGGACUCCCGAAUCCCUAGCCGCCCAGAAACGGUAUAAACCAGAGAUCCAACCGCAGUAUCUCUGGCGACCCGACCUACAAUAUUCACCACAACAACUGCAACAACUACAACUACUGGUACAGUCACAAGCGUCACAACCACAACCGCCACCGCCACCACAACAACAACCACAACCACAACCACAGCAUUAUCAACAGCCACCCCAGACCCCAUCAUACCAUCAACCCGUCACACCUACCAUGGAACAGCAACCAGGUCCCCAUCCCGAUGAAAUGCUCCCCUCUCCCAAAUACAGAGACGAGACUCCUCGCUCGGCCAACAAAAAGACCAAGAGAGAUCACAACAAGAGUAUUUCCUCGACUUCUUCGUCCGGCCCACGGCCCUGGAAUAAAAGGCAGGACCCUCAGCCCAUCACCCCAAAGCCACUCUUACCUGCUGCUAUCAGACCAUCUCCACACCAGGAGCCCGCAUCUCCGGCGCAACUUCAAAUGCCAGUGACGGACUCGGCUCCAAUGUCCAUAGCGGAGCAAUACACCCCAAGUCCAGACCAAUAUCGCUUGUCUCAUUCCGAGCAAUAUCCUCCGGGGAGCAGCUCAGGUCAGAACCGGAUGCAGGUGGCACCCGAGAUUCCGUGCUUCCUCGAGCCUCGCGUUGAGCCUUCACUUGGCCCGCCCCGGAUGUUGCGAUGAGCAGAAUGGACAUGACUGUCGUCGUAUUGCCUUGAUGGAUCAAAAUAGCUGUGGCUUUUUGUUCACCGCCUAGUUUGGUUUGGAAGAUGCUGCCAGACACACUGGGCACGACGACUUCUGCCAAUCCAUGCAGCACCUGCUCACCUUCAUCAAGCUGCCACUGUUGCUGUCGGCAUUGGACAUGAUGAGUGUGGUUCGUUUCAACUCAAGCUCUUCAUGCUCUUCGAAGACAAAUACUGUCCUUACAGCCUUUCUUUAUACGAUUUAUGGAUUUCUCAAAACAAAACAGGGAAUAUGCCGAUUGAUGACGACCGAUUAGUUGGAGCCACUGGUGAUCUCAUUUCACCGAGAUUUCGCUGCGGUGGAGCAAACACUGUAUCAAGAAGGAUCACAGACACAAGCUUCGUUGAGGCACGACAGAACCUGCCUUGCCUUGUGUCGCUUAUUUCUUUUCUUUACUCUCCUUUCCCCUCAUGAUUCAAACCAGAUGGCUGGAUGGAGAAACGGUCGGACGGAGGACUGUCACGAUGACGGAGAUCAUUCCCCAGCAUGUCGGCAUUGGGUGCUCACGCCCGUCAAAAGAAACAAGACACAGACACGAUAACUUCAGGAGACAAAAUGGUAUUAUGAACGAUAUGAAAUAAUAUGAGAUUUCAUGAUGUGAAUGACGAUUUUCCUUGUUUGGCGUUACGCCAAUACAGUGUGAUGUGCUAUGUGACAUUGGGGGAUAGCAAUAGGGUGUCUGAUGGCCAGGGCCAAGAUGUGAUAGACACAGGUUAGGAUAGGACAGGACAGGGUAUGCCGGUCUGGGACGGAAGACAAAAGGGGAGAUUGAGGAGGUGGUGUUCCGGGUAUACUCAAAGUCAAGGGUUAAGGGGUGGGAGGAUCCAACGGCAACCAAAAGGGUUCAAAGGCGGUAAUGAUACGAAUUAGGAUAUUAUGGUCUGGUCUGGGUAUGAUACGACAUAGUCUGGUCUGGUAUGAUCUGUUCUCAUAUGGUGCAGUAUGGUAAGGUAUAUGCAUGGAGAUGGAUAUUGGACAAUCCUGAAUACCUUUUGAAUUUUCUUCAA
Messenger RNA from Exophiala dermatitidis NIH/UT8656, 2536 nucleotides. RefSeq lists its product as uncharacterized. The coding region runs from base 507 to 1466 and encodes 319 amino acids. The record is from RefSeq and is a predicted model, not a curated record. NCBI's taxonomy places the organism in Eukaryota, Fungi, Ascomycota, Eurotiomycetes, Chaetothyriales, Herpotrichiellaceae. The transcript has a single exon.